AUGAGAAACACCCAAUCAAGUUUAAUGAGUGAAGAUAUUAGAGCUGCUACAGACAAUGAGGAGGGGGACGGAAACAACGAGACACAGGCUACAAAUCUAACGGAAAAAAGGAAUCUUGGAGUUUUAUCUCUUAUUAAAGACAUUAAAAAAGGAUUUACAUCACAAAAUAAACCUCCAAAUAGUAGCUUUUCAACCCUACCUGGAUCUUUUCGACAAGAAAAAAUUACUAUGUCCAAGCAAUUUAUGAAAUAUUCUCUUCGGUUUCUGUUUAUCGAUUUAAAUAACUGUCCUGCUAAUCUGGAAUCAGUUUUACGUAGAAGAAAUCACCAUUUGGCAGUCGUGGUGAAUGGUGACUGUGAAAAUGUCACUAAUGUGUUAAACGUACAAACAGAUAAAAAGUACUUCUAUGAAACAUUCCACUGGUUAAUAGUAGACAAUUCUAAAAACGCAAUGUUGUUCAAAUUAGACAAGGUCAAAUUAAAUAUAAACUCUGAAGUUCAUCUGGCUAUUUGCGAGAAUAGCAGUUGCGUCAUUUAUGAUGUAUACAAUCCCGCUUCUGAACAUGGCGGAAAACUAGUCGCAACGGUACUUGGACAUUAUAAAACAGACAUUGGUUAUAAGGCUGAAAUGUCCCAAAAUAAAUAUUGGUUAAGAAGAAAUAUGACUGGAGUAAAUUUUAAAUCUGCCGUGGUGCUUCCACGUUUGGACAAACCCUUAAAGAAAUAUUUAGAGGAUGAAGAAAAUAGGCAGAUUAAUUCUAUGCACCGAUUUCAGACAGUUUGUGUGAAUUAUUGCAGGGAUUUUUUCAAUUUUAGUUUGGAGAUUCAGAGAACUAAUUCUUGGGGUUACAUACAGAGUGACGGCCAUUUUGACGGCUUAGUAAGUUUAUUGGAAAGAAGAAUUGUGGACUUUGGCAGUUCACCGCUGAUUUUUAAAUUAGACAGGUUGCCUGUUAUAGACUACAGUUUUGGGAAUUGGAUUUUAAGAUCCACUUUCAUAUAUCGUCGACCAGACGUUGUUGCUGAGUAUUAUGAAAUUUUCUUACGACCUCUGUCGAAAUGGGUUUGGAUAUGCGUUCUCAUCGCUAUGAUUGUUAUUGUUAUUGCUUUAAAAAUAGUAUUGUCAAAUGAAUCGUCAAUUGGUAAUAAUGUAGAAAAACUAGAUUCUUCUUGGAGUUUCCUUUGGUUGUACACUUUUGGAGCUUUUUGUCAGCAAGGUGCAACAUUUUAUCCGAAAUUUUUCAGCAGCAGGAUACUCUCUAUAUUCGUCUAUCUGUUUUGUAUCUUGAUCUAUCAGUUCUAUUCAGCCGGCAUCGUUUCGUAUUUGCUGAUGGAUCCGCCUCGAAUCAUCAAUAAUUUGGAAGACCUUACCGAGAGUCAGUUGCGUGUUGGAAUUGAGGACAUUCUGAUUGACAGGAAUUACUUUGUGCAAACUACUGAUCCAAACGCUAUCGCAUUAUUCGAAAGGAAGAUUAAAGGCUCUUCAAACGAUUCGGGGUUCUACUCGCCCAUUGAGGGUCUGGAGAUGGUCAGAGAAGGAGGGUUUGCUUUUCAUGUGGAGACAAGCACGGCCUAUCCUAUAAUAGAAGCGACGUUUACCAAUGAGCUUAUCUGCGAGUUACAAGAGGUGCAAAUGUACCGGACGCAACCUAUGCACACGAAUUUGCAAAAGAACUCGCCUUUCAAAGAGAUGCUGAACUAUUGCAUGUUUAAAUUAUCCGAAAAUGGAAAUAUGGAUCGACUAAGGAAGCACUGGGAUGCUCGAAAACCGACUUGUAUCGAAUCCGCAAAGAAAACUGUAAUCCAUGUUAGCCUGAAGGAGUUUUCUUGUGGAUUGAUAUCUUUGCUGUACGGAAUAUGCUUUGCGCUGCUAUUUCUUCUCAUGGAAAUAGUUAUUUACAAACGAUAUGCUCUUGCCAACAUGGUUAAGGUUAAAAUUGGGUUAAGACCGUCGUACCCAUAUAUAAACUAGUUAACUAAAGUAGUACUUACACUCACAUUAAGCCAGUCGUAUACCGAAAUCUGUGCCAUGCUAAAUUUAUGAAUGUUAUGACAGACCUGUGUGCGUUGCUAGAAAAUAAUAAUAGUUUUUCACAUUUUAUAUUCCUAUA
Messenger RNA from Anoplophora glabripennis (Asian longhorned beetle), 2110 nucleotides. Its product is annotated as glutamate receptor 2-like. Gene Ontology annotation, cellular component: membrane. The record is from RefSeq and is a predicted model, not a curated record. The coding region runs from base 1 to 1971 and encodes 656 amino acids. Gene Ontology annotation, molecular function: ligand-gated monoatomic ion channel activity. The transcript has 10 exons. NCBI's taxonomy places the organism in Eukaryota, Metazoa, Arthropoda, Insecta, Coleoptera, Cerambycidae.